ACAAGCAAAACUGAGGCAGGGAAAAUGGAACUACAGGAAGAGGAGUUUGAUGUGUCCAAUCUCCUAGAAGAUGUAGUUGAUUUUCACCAUCCACUGGGCAUGGAGAAAGGUGUAGAUCUUGUAUUGGACCCUUGUGAUGGCUCGGUUAUCAGAUAUUCACGCGUGAAGGGUGACAGGGUUAAACUUAAACAAGUUUUAUGUAAUUUAAUCAGCAAUGCUGUUAAAUUUACUGAUGAAGGGCACGUAACAGUUCGGGCAUGGGUUCAGAAGCAAAUGCAACAUGAUACACGUUCUAUGGAUUUUAUGUUUGAAGUGGACGAUACAGGAAAAGGAAUUCCCAAAGAGAAAUACAUAUCUGUGUUUGAGAAUUAUGUUCAAGUCAAAGAAACUGGUUCUGGCCAAGGAGGAACUGGCUUGGGACUUGGCAUCGUUAAGUCACUGGUGCAUUUGAUGCAUGGAGAUAUUGGAAUUAUGGACAAGGAUAUUGGUGAAAAAGGAACAUGCUUCAGGUUCAAUGUGCAUCUCACUCUAAGCGACAGUGAGACAAUGUUAAAUUAUGGUAGUAGCGCUAUAAGUAAGGAAGAUCUUGAGUAUGGACCAAGUGAUAUGAACCAAGCUAAUACUAGUGUUGCAGCUUCAAACAUAUGUUCCAUAAGUCCCAGGUUACAUGUUUGUAGUUUUAGUUCUAGGCCUGAAGCUUCCCAGGUUAUUCUUUUGCUUGCAAAUGAGGAGCGGCGAAGGACUUCACAGAGGUUCAUGGAGAGCUUAGAGAUUAAAGUUAAGGUUGUGAAGCAAUGGAAAAACUUGUUUGAUACUCUCAUAAAGAUAAAAGGUCACAAUUCCGAUGGCCAAUGUUCUCCUAUAGAGUCUUCAGAUUCAAGUUGUUGGUCCACACCUCAUGAUUCUUUUCUCAAAGCUAGAGGAGUUCCUAUGGCUGGAGUUAAGUACAUGAUGUCUUCAGUGUUGAAGAAAACAGGUAAUGGAGCUGCCCCAGGUUUCAUCCUAAUUGUGAUUGAUGCAAAUGCAGGACGAUUUUCUGAACUUUACAGGAUUGUUUCCAACUUUAAGAAAGAGCUUCCCAACCCUUGUAAAGUUGUUUGGUUGGAUAAUCCACUUCAGCGUAGUAUCAAUUCCAAAGCAAUUGAUGAAAAUGACGAUGUCAUAUCGAAACCAUUUCAUGGUAGUCACUUAUUCCAAGUUAUAAAGCUUCUUCCCGAGUAUGGUGGUGCUCUGGAAAGCCGUUCUAGUAAGGCUAAAACAGAAGGUACCCUUCAUGUUUGUUCCAAGGCUCCGGUACAUCAAGGAGAAACACAAGAAUGUGGAGACUCAAGCAAUAGAAAACCCUUAAGUGGCAGGAAUUUUUUGCUUGUUGAGGACAAUAAAUUGGCACGUAAGGUAGCAAAGGCUACUUUGGAACGUCUUGGUGCGACCAUUGAUGAAUGUGAGAAUGGCAAACACGCUGUGCGACUAGUUUAUGAGUGUCUAAACCAGAAGUCGCCUUAUGAUUACAUCUUAAUGGAUUGCCAUAUGCCCGAUAUGGAUGGAUUUCAAGCAACGAGGCGAAUACGAGAGAUGGAGAUGGAGAUGGAGAAGGAGAAGUCAUAUGUUGUUCCCAUUCCCAUCAUUGCAUUGACUGGUCUCACUGAGAAUAUUACAGCAGAGGCUGGAAAUGGAAUUGACUUUCAUAUAGUCAAGCCAAUCAACAGAGAGAAUUUACUUGAAGCCAUUAGACACAUACACACAAGAAAGAGUGGCAUCAAGUAGAAGGAGUGUAUAAUCCCAAACAUAUGGGAGGCCUUUUUGGAUUUUACCAUUUUAGCACAAUUUUCCAGCAUCACACCUCUAUGCAGUAAAUUUUCUUUUAAAGCUUAUCUUGUUCAAUCUUGUCAUCCACAUGAAAAUAGAGACCUUUGGAGGUAAGAUUUUGGAUAGCUUCUUGGGUACUUGGCCAUCCUUCCCUCCCAUAUAUAAGAAUUCAACUUCUGAGCAAACAUGAUUUGAUUGAACAA
Lotus japonicus is the source of this 2009-nucleotide messenger RNA. RefSeq names its product histidine kinase CKI1-like. The record is from RefSeq and is a predicted model, not a curated record. NCBI's taxonomy places the organism in Eukaryota, Viridiplantae, Streptophyta, Magnoliopsida, Fabales, Fabaceae. The transcript has 3 exons. Gene Ontology annotation, molecular function: phosphorelay sensor kinase activity. Bases 25 to 1764 code for a protein of 579 amino acids. Gene Ontology annotation, cellular component: nucleus. Gene Ontology annotation, biological process: phosphorylation; phosphorelay signal transduction system.